This is a messenger RNA of Vicia villosa (hairy vetch), 1358 nucleotides long. RefSeq lists its product as uncharacterized. NCBI's taxonomy places the organism in Eukaryota, Viridiplantae, Streptophyta, Magnoliopsida, Fabales, Fabaceae. The annotation marks the transcript as partial. The transcript is spliced from 11 exons. The record is from RefSeq and is a predicted model, not a curated record.
AUUUGAUUGGAGGAAUCACUGAUAUCACUCAAACCCAAGUUAACGGUGACAACAACAAGAACAAAAUAGUUUUUUCAAUUGUAGAUGCCAGCAAAACAGUUGUACAAUGUACUCUUUGGGGGCAACUUGCAGUUCAGCUAUAUGAGUAUUAUAAAAAUAAUAAGCAAGCCUCUAAUAUUGUCAUUGUGCUAAUCAAUGCAAGGGUUAAAGAGGCUCAAGGAGGAUUUCCAGUUAGUGUUUCCAACACAUGGAAUGGAACGAAACUGUUGAUUAAUGACCCUGCUAUUGAGGAAGUCAAGAGUCUAAAAGAAAGACUUGGUGUUGAUUUGCCUUUGUUAUCAUCUUCAAGUGUACAAGUUGAGGCAACGCAAAACUCAUUUUAUUCUGACUAUGACAAGUUUGUUUGGAAGGCUGAAAUAAUGAGUCUCUCUGAAAUAACAAAUCUGCAACAUGAAACAACCUGUGUUACCGUUGCUACCCUCGAUAAGUUUGAUGCUGGGCAGAUGGGAUGGUACUAUGAUGGAUGUGUGGAAUGCACAAGGAGUGUGACUGCCAAAGAUGGAAAGCUGAAGUGUUUUAAAGAGCAUAUUAGCCCAGAACCUGUGCCACGGUAUAAGCUUGAUAUAACGGCUGUUGACGACAGUUCGAAGGCAAAGUUCGUCUUUUGGGACACAGACUGCGUGAAGUUGAUUGGGAAGUCUGCUCUUCAAAUGAAGAUGGAUUUAACUCAGUCUGGUGAUUACGAUCCACUUGAAUUCCCUUACGAACUUGACUCAAUACUAAAAAAUGAAUUGGCAAUUAGAGCUGUUUAUCAGCCCAAAAAUGGUCGACUUCCAGUGAUUGGCUUCAAAACUGAUGAAGAUGUGCGUAAUAAAAUUAAGGACAGUUUCAAAUUUAAAGAGGAACAUAUAUCUACAUCUGCAGAAAAUGACCUGACCAUUGAAAAUUCAGGACUCACUCCAUGUAAGAGACUUAUAAAUGAUGCAAUAGAAGAUAAUGAUAGUGUACAACAAUCAUCAACCAAGAUUGCCAGAGAUAUUAAAAAGGAGAAAUAUUUUAAAGGUGAUUUUUCAAAGUUGUCAAAUUCAAGUGUGCAAGUUACUGCAUCCCAAAAGUCAUACUACUCAGACUUUGAUAAAUUUGAAACUACAUGUGUAACUGUUGCGACUCUGUGUAAAUUAGAUGUUGGCAAAGCUGGAUGGUAUUACGAUCCUACAUCUAGGCUUCGCAUAAUGGAACCUUCAUCGCCGGACGAUUUCCCAAGUGUUUCGAGAGCAACAGAUCCAUUACAAUUGCAGCAUACAUUACAAUUGCAGAGAUAUCAAGAAGCAACAUACAUUACAAUGAGAAGAAUAUAA